Messenger RNA from Eubalaena glacialis (North Atlantic right whale), 606 nucleotides. Its product is annotated as elongin-C-like. Gene Ontology annotation, cellular component: elongin complex. Gene Ontology annotation, biological process: ubiquitin-dependent protein catabolic process. The record is from RefSeq and is a predicted model, not a curated record. NCBI's taxonomy places the organism in Eukaryota, Metazoa, Chordata, Mammalia, Artiodactyla, Balaenidae. The transcript has a single exon. Gene Ontology annotation, molecular function: protein-macromolecule adaptor activity. Bases 289 to 579 code for a protein of 96 amino acids.
GCCGUGGUGUAGGGGCUGUGGCGGUGCGGGUGGACCCAGUGCGGUGGCUGCGGUUGCUGCGGGGCUGACGAGAAACUACUAAAGUUCCUGUGGACGCAAAGUAGAAUUUCAUAAGAACAUAAUGGUUCCCUACUUUUGGGAUUGCGUGAGGAGUGAGGUCUUUCAUGACUCAUUUAAAUUUAGAUUUGUCUGAGUAUUUCCUCCUGAGUAGAUUCAGAUUAAACAUUUUUGGCAGCGGUAGUACAUGGAGAAGAGAAAACCUAUGGUGGCUGUGAGGGCCCUGACGCCAUGUAUGUCAAAUUGAUAUCUUCGGAUGGUCAUGAAUUUAUUGUAAAAAGAGAACAUGCGCUGACAUCAGGAACAAUAAAAGCCAUGUUGAGUGGCCCAGGUCAAUUUGCUGAGAACGAAACAAAUGAAGUCAAUUUUAGAGAGAUCCCUUCACAUGUGCGGUCAAAAGUAUGCAUGUAUUUUACCUACAAGGUUCGCUACACUAACAGCUCCACGGAGAUUCCUGAAUUUCCAAUUGCACCUGAAAUUGCACUGGAACUGCUGAUGGCUGCAAACUUCCUAGAUUGUUAAAUAAAAUAAAUUAUAAUAAACUGUUAA